AACCAGCUCCACCAGUUGAACUAGAAAGUACGGAGUCAAAGAAAGUUGAUGUCGAUCCAGUUGAAGAUGGUGAAAACAAUCGAGUCAGAUCUUUGAAACCAGCUCCACCGGUUGAACUAGAAAGUACGGAGUCAAAGAAAGUUGAUGUCGAUCCAGUUGAAGAUGGUGAAAACAUUCGAGUCAGAUCUUUGAAACCAGCUCCACCGGUUGAACUAGAAAGUACGGAGUCAAAGAAAGUUGAUGUCGAUCCAGUUGAAGAUGGUGAAAACAAUCGAGUCAGAUCUUUGAAAAAAGCAGAAGCUGUAGGUAAGUCUGAACAUGAACCAACGGAACCCGAAGCUGGUGAAAACACUCGAGUUAGAUCUUUGAAAAAGGCAGAAGCUGAAAACCCGGAAACUGGUGACCAACUUGUGAACGACAAUGGAUGUGAGCCUGAAGCUGGAACACCGAACAAGGAUGGAGAAUGUACUACAGAUAAAGUUAAAGAGGCAAAGAGAGAGUCUAAAUCAGUAACCCCGAUUUCUGAGCAGCCCACACUAUCUGACCAUCUAAUAGAGAAAGAGAGACAGUUCUUUGAGUUUGCUAGGAAGCUGAACACUUUGGCGCUAAAUAGUGUGAAGCUUUCCGUCAAAAAUAACGAAAUGAACCAAUUAGUCAAAGAUAAUGUGAAGCUUUCCUUCAAGAAUAACGAAAUGAACCAGUCAGUCAAAGAUAAUGUGGAGCUCACCUCUGUUGCUAAAAAGAAAAAGAAGACAGUGACUUUUGCAGAUGAAUUGUUGCUAGUCAUGCCUGAGUCUCCUAAGAAAGUUGAUGCUGAUACUGAACUUGUAAAACAAAAUUCCCUACCUGUACGCAAAGAUGUCAAAAUCGUUGGAUUUGAUAAAGGGAAUCCAGAAGUUAUUGAGAAAAAUAAUGCUGCAGAAAUUGAUAGUCACUUGAUAAAACAAAAUGCAUUAUCUGUAUGCAAAGAUUUAGAAAUUGUGAGAAAAGUUGAUGAUGGAACUAAAAUUGAGAACAAGAAUUUGGUGGAAGCAGGAGUAAAGGACUUGGAUAUAAUCAUUAGAAAAUUCGAUGCAAAAGGAAACGUUGUUUCAGAAGUCGAGAAGAAGGGUAAUGCUGCUGAAAUUGAUAGUCGCUUUGUGAGUAAUAAUGCUUUAUCUGUACGCAAAGAUUCAGAAAUCAAAAAACAUUUUAACAAAAUAGAAAUUAAAAAUAAGAAUGCAGUGGAAGCAGGAGGAAGAGACUUUGAUAUAAUCAUUAGAAAUGUGGAUGAGAAAGGAAAAGUUGUUUCAGAAGUCGAGAAGAAAAGUAAUGCUGCUGAAAUUGAUAGUUGCUUGGUAAGGAAAAAUGCUAUAUCUGUACGCAAAGAUUUAGAAAUAGUUAGAAAAGGUGAUAAAGUUGACCACACUUCUAACAAUAGAAAGGAUACGAAUCCAAUUGAGCCAAAGGUUAUCGAAACAAUUGACCUGUGCGAGAGUGAACCAACUGUUCCAAAUGUCACGUUGACAGAAACUCGUGCUGAGCCCACUGAACGUGACAUGAGUAAAAAGAGUGCAAAAGUUGCAAAAAGUAUUGAAAAGCAACCUAAAGUGGAAAGAAAAAUUUACCCUACGAUUGGCUUCCGAAAGAUAGAGCCAAAACCCACUACUCUCUUUUUCGACAAAGGUACGUCAAAAAUGUUUUUCCGAGUCGAUAACGCUAAAAGCAUACUCAAUCUCGAAAAACUUCAGACACCGAAUUCCACCAAACAAACUGAAGCAGUUCAAGUGCAUAACCCUGUAAUCACAACACGAACUCAAGCUAAAAAACCAGCAACAAAUCAAAUUCAAGCAACAAAAGUCAUUGAAACAACCACGUCGACCAACCAAGUUCAAGUCCUACCAACUACAAGUUCGAGUGCUGCAUCUAAAUCCACUAUAAAAAUGCAAGCUAAAAAUCUAGCAACAAAUGAAAUUCAAGCAACAAAAGUCAUUCAAAUACCCAGAUUUCUAAUUCCAAACGCAGCAAAUGGUUCCCCCAUCCAAAUUCAAGCCCUACCAAAAGUCAUUCAAAUACCUAGAAUUUUAAACCCAAACGCAGCAACCAAACAAAGUUUCGGUCCACAAUAUUUGCAAUUGUCUCCGUUAACAGAUGGUCAAGAGAAACAGCAUCUGAUACCGUAUGAUGAUGAUGAUACGAUGCAGUCGGCUGGUGAGAAAUCUGUCGGAGGACUAACGAAGCAGAACCCUUCAGACAAACCAAUGCCUCACGUGGUACAAAUUGAUGGCAAAAAGUUUCUACAAACACUGCCCAGUACUUCAUCACUGUCUGCCACAGAAAUACAGAGUAUGUUGAGUAAGGAAAUAAUAAAGUCCUGA
Messenger RNA from Nilaparvata lugens (brown planthopper), 2357 nucleotides. RefSeq lists its product as uncharacterized. Lineage: Eukaryota; Metazoa; Arthropoda; Insecta; Hemiptera; Delphacidae. The record is from RefSeq and is a predicted model, not a curated record. Bases 642 to 2357 code for a protein of 571 amino acids. The transcript is spliced from 3 exons.